GUUCCAGUGUGUCGGAGUUACAGGUGCAGGCAUCAAUGGAGGAAGCCAAUGAGAAAUUGACUCUGGUGACAAGAAAAGCAUGUUUCGGACUACCCACUGCCUGCCCGAGCUGCUUGCCCGUUUAUAUUUACCUAAGGUUCUGCCAACGCCCCUUCGAUUUGGCCUUCAAUUCCCUUCACCCAGAUUCUGAUCAAAUACCUUAUGUUGAGUAUGGAACUUAUGUGGCCUACAAUAAUGAAAAGGGUGGUGUCAUUCAGAGUUUAAAGGAUGACGGUAUGAUCGAUGAUUUAGACUCUGCAGUACGCCACAUUCCAGAAUGGGCAUCAACGAUGGCUAUGGCGGAUUCAUGGCUUGCGGAUGCUCUUUUGUUUGAACUCUGGGUUGGAUCUGAUGUGAGUUCUGUGCAGAUUUAUUAUUCUGAUCUUCCUUGGCCAAUAGGAAAACUUCUAUACCUUAAGCAAGUUCACGCUACAAAACAACAUCUUGGGAUAACAUCUGAGAAUGCUGAUAAAAUAGAAGAAGAAAUUUACAGGAAAGCUUCCACUGCUUAUAGCGCUUUGUCAACAAUGUUAAGAGACCAAUCCUUUUUCAUUGAGAGGCCAACAAGUUUAGAUGCUGUUUUUCUUGGGCAUGCACUUAUUACACUAUAUGCCUUACCUGAUACUUCAGUGCUAAGAAGCAAGCUCUUGGAGUUUGACAAUCUUGUAAGAUACACAGAAAUUUUUAAAAUACAGUUCAUAGAUGCAAAUGAAUCUCCGUCUGUAUCUGUAUUGCAUACUGAUCCUUCUUCAUCAACUUCAAGACGUAGUUCAAAUUGGAGUUCAAAGCCCAAAACCAAGCCUCAAAAGAAAAGGACUGAAGAAGAGAAGAAGUUCCGACGGAGGGCAAAGUAUUUUCUAGUUACUCAGCUGGUUGCAGUUUUGGUAUUCCUUUCUCUCCUUGGAGGAUCUGAUGAUUCUGAGGCUCAACCAAAUGAUGAUGAUGGUGGCAUCUAUCAUGAUGAUUAAAAUUUUUAUAUUUGCUCAACUUGUCUGUGUUCCCAUCAUGGUUUCCUCCCAUAGAUUGAAUGGAGAUUCUUGGAGAACUGAUGUUUAUAGUUUUUGGUACAAAGUGUACUAGUCCACAGUUUAACAGCAUUAGUCCUUGACAAAUUGAAGUUUGUAGUAGUGUUUUUUCACUCAACCUCCAAAACAUGGAACAUUACAACUUCUGUUGUUAUUACAGUGGUUUCAAAAUGCACUUUUUUUUAACAUUUCCCUUUAGAAGAAAUUAUCUGGUACUUC
Messenger RNA from Cuscuta campestris, 1283 nucleotides. The record is from the annotation of a GenBank genome assembly. Lineage: Eukaryota; Viridiplantae; Streptophyta; Magnoliopsida; Solanales; Convolvulaceae.